AUGUCCAACCACGAUGAGCCUACAAAUGGCGAAAAUGACUCUCGCCAAUCCCAGGAUGUCGUGCGACGACCUUCCCUCGUUUCAUCGCGGACCAUGUCCGACUCCGGUCGCCGCUCCUCCCAACAACAGGUGCGAUUCUCGACGGACUUCAACGCCCCCUCCGCAGAAGAACAGCGCAAUGUCUCAAAUACAAAUUCCGACCGACGUCCCAGCUCCCGCGGACUGACUAUCGACACGGCGCUGGCGCCUCCCAGUGUUCGGCCUGCGCUCCGUUCACCGACCUCUCCCCUCUCCCCUAAUGCGAAUGCGACAGCGAAUACAAACAGUACUACCAGCACGAGUCCUAGCCCCGGUGCCACCCUCUCCCCAACGUCUCCCCAGAGUCCUGAAUCCACCGGUCGGUCUCGGUCGCGCAAUCGUGGGUAUUCCCUACGUCGAUCGCUCUUCAAUAAGAAUAUCCUCUCGGGCUCGGAGCAAGAUGAUUCGGGUACGGGCGAAGUGAACGAGAAGACAGAUGCCACGAGUUCAAAUCAACAUGAUGGGCCUGCUUCUGCUCCUGCGCCUAAACUGCCUAGUCCCGUCGAAGAGAAGAAUGAAUUGGCUUUCGCGCCCACCGCGCCCGCAGAACCAGAUACCAAAGAAGCUACCUCGACAUACCUUUCGUCUGAACCUUCGGAUCGCGGUCUGAAGGAAUAUUACUCCGUCGCGCAGGAUGGAUGGUCAAGCAAGAAGGUGGAGAUGGCGGUGAUUUCAGCUCGUGUCGAGGCUUACUUGCUCCGGGUUCGAAAUGCGAUCUUGCGCAUUAAGGAAAUUCCUCCAACAGAAAAUGGUCGCCAUAUUGAUUUGAAGCCGUCGGAUGUGGAUACGUUUCUCGAUGAGCGGACCGGAAAGCCUUAUAUUCAGAAUUGGAUUCGCUCGAGCCGAUACAGCUUUUGGAGUUUCUUUCCUCGCCAGUUCUUCGCGCAGUUCACUAAGCUGGCCAAUUUUUACUUCUUAAUUGUCGCUAUUCUUCAAAUGAUUCCUGGACUGAGUACGACGGGUACUUAUACGACUAUUGUUCCGCUUCUUAUCUUCGUUGGUAUCUCAAUGGGAAAGGAAGGAUUCGAUGAUUGGCGCCGAUAUCGCAUGGACAAAGAGGAGAAUAAUCGCGUUGCGUUGGUGCUGAGGUCUUCUGAAACGCCUAUCCAUGAGAAUAUGCCCGGAUCGCACUCUUAUGAAUGGAUUGAGAUUAAGUGGUCGGAUAUUCAAGUUGGAGACGUUAUCAAACUUAAGCGCGAUGAGCCAAUUCCUGCUGAUCUCGCUUUACUUCAUGCUAAUGGACCCAAUGGUGUGGCUUAUAUCGAGACUAUGGCGCUUGAUGGAGAGACAAACUUGAAGAAUAAGGCGCCUUGUCAACCUGUUGCUAAGGUGUGUUCAACAGAGGAAGAUAUCGCUCGUCAUUCGCUGCAUUUCGUUGUGGAGGACCCGAACCUAGAUCUUUACAAAUUCGACGGCCAUGUCAUUGUUAACCAGGAGGAAAAACUGCCCUUGACCAAUAACGAGAUCGUUUACCGUGGAAGUAUCUUGCGAAACACUGAUCAGGCUAUUGGUCUGGUUAUUUAUACGGGUGAAGAGUGCAAGAUUCGCAUGAACGCCAACAAAAACCCUCGAAUCAAGAAGCCAGCUUUGCAGGCCAAGGUCAACAGAGUUGUCAUUCUCAUUGUGCUCAUCGUUAUAAUCAUGUCUGUUGCAUGCACAGUCGCCUACAAAUACUGGUCCCAGGAUGUCGAAAGCCACUCAUGGUAUCUGAAAGAUGCUAGUGUAUCCAUUGGUCCUAUUUUUACUUCAUUCAUUAUCAUGUUCAAUACUAUGAUUCCCAUCUCGCUCUAUGUCAGUAUGGAGAUUGUCAAGGUUGUGCAAAUGUUUCUGCUCAACGACAUCGACAUGUACGAUCCCGAGACUAAUACACCACUGGAAGCUCACACGUCGACAAUCAACGAAGAACUGGGUCAAGUGAGCUACAUAUUUUCCGACAAGACCGGUACUCUUACCAACAACUCCAUGCGUUUCCGUAAGAUGAGCGUUGCCGGAACAGCCUGGUUACAUGAUUCGGAUCUACAGGAAGAAGCUGCCCGUGAGGGUGAGAAGCUCAUUCACAAGAAGCGAAAUGUCAAGGGCAAGAAGGCUAUGGGACGGAAGUCUAAUGUCUCUGAGGCUCGUAUGCCCCGUCCCUCCAACGUGUCUGCUGGAGAUGUUUUGCGUCGCUCUACCCCUCACCGGACUACGGAGAUGAUCGAGUAUAUCCAGCGCAAGCCGUAUACUAUCUUUGCUCGCAAGGCUAAGUUGUUUAUCCUCGCUAUGGCUCUCUGUCAUGCUUGUAUCCCCGAAGAGGAUGAGAAUGGUGAAUUUACUUUCCAGGCUGCUUCACCCGAUGAACUUGCGUUGGUUAUGGCCGCUAAGGAACUGGGAUAUCUGGUUAUGGAUCGACAACCUAAUACCUUGACUAUUCGGACAUAUCCCAAUGGUCCUGAUGAGGCUGCAAAUGAGGAGACCUUUGAGGUCUUGGAUGUUAUUGAGUUCUCAAGUGCGCGGAAGCGUAUGUCUGUCGUUGUUCGUAUGCCUGAUCAGCGACUCUGUCUCUUCUGCAAGGGUGCCGAUACCUCGUUGAUGCGUCUGCUCAAACGUGCUGACCUAGCGCAUGAGAAGUCGAUGGAGAUCGAACAACGUGUUAGCAAGCGCAAGGCUGCCGAAGCCAACCAGAUUAUUCGUCGUAAUAGUCAGCAUACCAGUCGGAAAGAUAGUGGUGUCCGGAGCAGUUUCAGUCGACCCAGCUUCAAUCGUCGUCGCUCAUCUGUCUCUGGUCAACAUGCUUCGACUCUUCGUGCCAGUAUUGAUGUUUGGCUGCGCGAUCGUGAAUCAGAUGGUGGUAUUCUUAACCGCGAAGCUGAUAGCGAGUAUUACUCUCCCCGGCCUUCUGCACAGAUGGGAAGACACUCCACUGUGAUUUCUGAUUCCGGCAGUUCGACAAAUGGCGAGGAAGAUGAGGAUCUCGUUGAAGAGGCCCUUGUGGUUAAUGAGAGUGCUAUAUUUGAGCGCUGCUUCCAACAUCUCAACGACUUUGCUACUGAUGGACUGCGUACUCUUCUUUAUGGCCAUCGGUUCUUGGACGAGGCAACCUAUAAGUCCUGGAAGGCUGAUUACCAUGAUGCUUCCACUAGUAUUGUUGAUCGACAAGAGAAGAUGGAGCAGGUUGGUGAGCAAAUCGAGCAACAGCUUGAGUUGACUGGAGCCACUGCUAUUGAGGACAGAUUACAAAAGGGUGUUCCGGAGACCAUUGACAAAUUGCGACGUGCAAACAUCAAGCUUUGGAUGUUAACUGGCGAUAAGCGUGAGACUGCUAUCAAUAUCGGUCAUGCAUGUCGCUUAGUCAAGGAGUAUUCGAAGUUGACCAUCCUAGACCAUGAAAAUGGCAAUGUCGAGCAGUUGAUUAUUGAUUUGACCAGUGAGCUUGUUCGCGGUCGUGUCGCUCAUUCCGUGGUCGUUGUUGAUGGUCAAACAUUGGCAACUAUUGAAGAGAGCGAAGUCAUGCGGAAACGCUUCUUCCAAUUGGCUAUUCGUGUCGACUCCGUGAUUUGCUGCCGUGCCAGUCCCAAACAGAAAGCCUUCCUUGUCAAGACUAUUCGUACCCAUCUUGAUGAUGCGAUUACUCUUGCCAUUGGAGAUGGUGCCAAUGACAUCGCUAUGAUUCAAGAAGCGCAUGUAGGUAUUGGUAUCGCUGGUAAAGAGGGUCUUCAAGCUGCUCGUAUCUCAGACUAUUCUAUCGGGCAGUUCCGUUUCCUACAGAAGCUUCUUCUGGUUCAUGGUCGGUGGAAUUACAUGCGCGCAUGCAAAUAUACCCUUGGUACCUUUUGGAAGGAAAUGCUUUUCUACUUGACUCAAGCGCUGUACCAGCAUUGGAACGGUUAUACCGGAACCAGUUUGUAUGAGUCCUGGAGUUUGAGUAUGUUCAAUACGCUAUUUACUUCUCUCCCCGUUAUAUUCCUGGGUAUCUUCACCAAAGACCUCGCAGCAUCGACACUACUAGCUGUUCCGGAACUUUAUACGAAAGGCCAACGCAACGGCGGGUUCAAUAUCCGAUUAUGGCUCGGCUGGUCUUUCAUGGCUACCUGUGAAGCGGUCAUUAUCUUCUUCACCAUGUUCAGCCUCUUCGGCAUGAUCCAAAUCAACAUAAGUGACAUCGAUCUGUUCGCAUUGGGUCUCCUAACCUUCACUGCCUGUGUAAUCGUCAUCAACAUCAAACUCCAAGCCACAGAAGUCCACAACAAGACAUACCUCAACCUAGCCGUAAUGAUCAUCUCAAUCGGCGGCUGGUUCCUCUGGAACAUGAUUCUCUCCAAACAAUACAAAAUGAGUUCCGGAAAGGGAGUCUACGAUGUCCCCAGCAACUUCCUCCACCACGUCGGCCACAACCUCCUCUUCUGGGCCGUUCUCCUCAUCUCCGCCGUGGCGGUCCUCAUGUUCGAAAUGACAGUUAGCACACUUCGUGCCCUCUUCUUCCCUACAGACGUCGACAUCUUCCAAGAAUACGAACAAGAUCUUGAAAUCCGCAAACGUUUCGAAGAAGCAGCUGCUUCUGAACUUCAGCAGGGCUGGGAUAGAGGAAACAAGAAAUCUAGCUUUGAGCUUGAACGUGAUCGUGAGAUUGAAGCUGCUGAUUUGGAUGCUCGUGAGCGUCAUGUUCAGGAACUUCUUUCUCGUCCUCGUGUCAUGACUAUGACUGAGAAUGAGAAGCCUGAGACGAAGGAAAUCGAAAUGGAUGGAUACUUUGGCUCAGAUGCUAGUGCUAGUGCUAGUCAAGUGGCUAGUAAUAGCACCACUGGGAAGAAUCAGGGUCAUCUUGCUGUUCCACAGGAGCAUGAUCUUGGUGCUGGUCUUGGACCUGUUUCUCCUUCGGAGUCUUGUGCUCCGCGCCGCUCUCAUGAGAUCCACGAACUAUUCAGUAAGGGCUUCGGUGCUAUUCGAAAGGGCCAACUGAAAUGA
Penicillium angulare is the source of this 5019-nucleotide messenger RNA. RefSeq names its product aminophospholipid-translocating P4-type ATPase DNF3. Bases 1 to 5019 code for a protein of 1672 amino acids. Gene Ontology annotation, cellular component: plasma membrane. Gene Ontology annotation, molecular function: ATPase-coupled intramembrane lipid carrier activity; ATP binding; ATP hydrolysis activity. The transcript has a single exon. The record is from RefSeq and is a predicted model, not a curated record. NCBI's taxonomy places the organism in Eukaryota, Fungi, Ascomycota, Eurotiomycetes, Eurotiales, Aspergillaceae. Gene Ontology annotation, biological process: phospholipid translocation; endocytic recycling; post-Golgi vesicle-mediated transport.